AUGGAUAUAGAAGAAACUAGAACACAGUUCAAGAAAACCGGCAAAAAAGCAGUACCUGCUGCAUCGUUCGAACAGAACGUCCAGGCCAAUAGAGAUUUUUUGAAGAAAUCAGAGUUUCUCUCUGAUUUACUUGAAAAUUUACAGCCACAUCUCAAUAACAUCAAAAAAGUACGAUGUGUUGCAAUCGGCAACUUUCAGGAGGAUUUUCCCGCGACCUUCCAAUUUGCUCUCCUUCUGGAGAUUAUUGAUCAUAUAAAUAACGAAACUUCAAGAGACAUUCUUAUUUCUCUAUAUGACCCAAUAUUUACCGAAAACGAGAUGCAUUACUUAGAAAGUUUGGGGGACAAGUGGGUGAUACAGGAAAAUUUUUCAGAAAUCAAUACAGGCGACUAUAAAUCCGUCUUGUAUUUCCUUCCUCAUGCUCCCUUAGACUUAACCGAAAGAAUACUAGCGUCAGAGUGCCCACACUUAUGGCUGGCGAACAACAUGAUAUCACACACUGACAGAUACACUAAGGCCAAACUAUUUGAAAAAUAUCCUCAUUUAGGCAAGCUCGUACAUUACCUGCAGCCGAACCUUGUAGCCGAGACUAAGAAACAAGAUGGUGCAGAUGAUUUUACAGCUUUUGUUCCGAAGAGGAAAAGGAAAAACAAAAACAACUCUACCAAACUCAAAGUCAAAAUUCCUGAUAUAGACUAUGGUUCGAUAGCGACAAAGUUCACAUCUUGCAAAAUACUUACGGAUUUUGACGAGGGAAAAUAUUUGAAAGAAAGACCUUGGAUCAACUCCUUCUCUGAUUUAACGUUGCAUGCUAUAGGAUAUUAA
Molecule: messenger RNA, 825 nt
Organism: Saccharomyces kudriavzevii IFO 1802
Lineage: Eukaryota; Fungi; Ascomycota; Saccharomycetes; Saccharomycetales; Saccharomycetaceae
Gene: BER1
Product: Ber1p
Exons: 1
Coding region: 1-825 (274 amino acids)
Biological process (GO): microtubule-based process
Cellular component (GO): nucleus; cytoplasm
Source: RefSeq, a predicted model, not a curated record